UCCAACCUGCCCAGGUUGCGGUGCGCCUCUGCGUGACGAGCGGACAGGUUUUUGUUAGACAAAUACGCGCCGUGUUCCUUUCUGCUGCUGUAACAGUUUAUUCCGCUCCUGCUGCAAUUUGCAUUCACCUGUAAUGAAGUCAGCGCGGCUCCAAAGGAACGACAUUCCCGUCCACUCGUGGGCAAAUGUGAAUUUUUAGACUAAAACCCCCGAAGAGGAGCUGAGGAAGAGGGAGAACGUCCUGGGCACGUUAUGAAAGCUUAACAUGAUAAUUUAAAAAGCCAAAAAGGGAAACUAAAAGUUCCAGUUCGGGGUACAGAUGGAGUCGAUGACCGGACUAAUGCUUCUUCUGCUCCUUGUCGCAGGAUGCGUUCAAGGGGACUUCAGAGAGCCUCCGCAGCCCGACACCGACCUCCAGGGGUUCACUGACGCACAGACCAGACUCCCCUGCUGGUACCAGCCGGAGGCGGACCAGAGGAUGGUGCAGGUCACCUGGGAAAAGGUGUUCCCCAACGGCACCAGCAGGCAAAUCAUCACGGCCCACUUUACUGAAGGGAUUAAAGCGGUUGAGAACUCUGACCGGGUGAUGUUUGAGACCUACAACCCGAUUUCUGAGAGCUCAGCUUUGCUCAUCAAAGUCACAAAGGUGUCAGACGCCGGCGUCUACCGGUGCCACAUCGUCACCUACCCCCUCGGAAACUUCGACAGGACCAUCAAGCUCACCGUGUGGAUGCUGCCCAUCACCGCCGUGGAACUGGAGGACCUGGUGGAAGGCCAGGCGUUUGGCGUUGUCGCCACCUGUCGGGCCGUGGGCUACCCCAAACCCGGGCUGUCCUGGGACACCGAGCUGCCCGGCUACUCCAGGAACCACACCGGGGAAGACGGGAAAACAUUCAUCCAGUACUCGCUCCACCCGCUGCGCAGCAUGAACGGCAAGAAGCUGGACUGCUUGGUGUGGCAUCCCAGCCUGAAGGAACCGCGCAGGGUCGCUAACCACCUGGUGGUCCAGUACCCCCCAGAUCCCAUCAUCUCCAGUUCCCCCAGUAACUGGCAGGUUGGUUUGCAGAAGGCCGAGCUGGUGUGCGAAGGCAGGGGAAACCCAACACCCCAGAAUGUCAUCUGGACUCGGAGAGGAGAAGCUCUGCCGGAUGGGGUGUCUGUGGUUGGAGAAAAGCUCGUUUUCGGACGGCCCGUCCAGUUGAAUGACAGUGGGACGUAUGAGUGCACGGUGAAGAACACUGUGGGAUCUGGAAAAACACAGUUUAGAUUGGCUGUAUCAGAGCCGCGGAACCUGCCGCUGCAGAAUCUGCCGCAGCAAAGCCUGGUGCUGAUUAUUGUUUGCGCCGUGGCCGGCGCUUUGUUUCUGGUGCUGCUCGUCGUGAUUCUGGUCGUCAAACGCCGCCAUCUGAGAAAAACCAAAAAGCUGAAGAUGGAGCUCCAGGAAACAAAGGACGAAAUUAGCACUCUCUCAAGACAAGCCUCCUUCAGGAGACUGAACUCAACCGGCUCAGUUUCACGAAUUCAGCCUGAAGAUUAUGCCUUACUCAGAGUAGACAGCCGCACUAAAUACAGCCAGAUGUCUCUGGAGCCCUCCCACUAUCACGGCAGCCAGUCCACUCUGGGUGGGAGGUGGGGACCCACAGUAGAGGUGCCACGGGACGAAUACGGGCGUCCCGUCGUCUGGACCGAAGACAGAGAGUGCCUGAGAGCCGUAGAGAUGAACAGGGAGAAGGAGGAGCGCAGGAAACGGGUGGAGUCGUUUGUGAAGAACAGCAACAUGUCGCUGGAUUCAGGCCUUCCUUCAUCACUGGUUCCCCUGAAGGUCCAGCAGGACGAUGGUAACGGUCAUAAAGAGUCGGACCUGGGUCACCUACAGGAAGACGACUCGGUCGUUGAAUCCUCCACAACAGAGGAACAUGAGGAUGACGAAGGGAGACGUCGGCAUCAUCUUGAGGGAACUCUCAGUAAAAUGUUUUAUGAAAGCAAUGGGGUCCUCAGGCCCAGAGAGAAUCCCAACGCCAUUCUCCUGCCCAGCCAAAAUUAUUACAAACCACAACUUAUCUAAACCUCUGACUUUCUUCCAUAACUGGAAAUGAGAAAAGCCUGUCAGCAUUUCUGCUCUGACAGAGACUUUUAUUUUGAAAAAACAAAGUAUUUAACUACUAUGGACAGAAUGCCAACAAAGACUAUUUUAUUUGUUUUUUGACCUCCUAAACUUCUAUUCUUACUUUGCAAUAACAAGAACCUUUUAAAAUAUUUUGGGGAUAUUUUUGUGCCAUUUACUAAAAGAAGAGAGCUUCCUCGACUCUGGAAUCAUUGAAUCUUCGAAGAUCUACAGAAACUGGAGACGUUUCCUCUAAUUAAAUUUAGAGGUCCAUGAAUGGGCAUCAUAAUUUGGAAAUAAUAGCAUGAGGCCAACCGGUAGGUGUGGGAACCUUGGUGCGCACCCUCUGGUGUCCAGUUCAAUGUGCCAGCUAUAAACCUAGCUUCAUUUGUCUGUACUGUCAAUUUUACUUGUACAUAAAAACCGUAUUUAAAAUAAACAAACCACGUUUAGCCUGGUGGGAGCAAGUUAAGCCUGGUGGCCUGCCAGGCUUAUAAUAAAUACACCAGGGGAAACCUUGCAGUACCUUAGUGCCUGAAAUGCAAUAUUAGUGUGUAUUUCUAAUAAGAACUAACCUUGACAUCAGUGGUAGUUUAUGUGAGCAAAAUGGCUCUUUGUCCAGAGCGUCAUAGCAGCAUGGGGCAGCACCGACACUCCAGAGAGAGAAAAGAAACAGUUAUGUCAGUUUUACCUCCAACAAGUUUUCUAUUGGUUAUUUUCAUGUUUAGUAAAUGGGAAUUGGGCUCUUUCUUAUGUUUUACACAAUGAAGGCACUGCAGUCAAAAUGGCCGAGCACAAGAAGUGGAUGAUUAAAUGGCUAAAAGUUAAAAGGUUUAUUAAAUUAUUUAUCAAGGAAGCUGGAAUAUUUAAUUUGCUCUGAUCUAGAAUCUGAACCGUUAGUGGCCAAACUUGAGCUGGAUUGUUCUACGCAGAUUAAAGAUUUGCUAAAACAUAAUUUUAGGUUUAUUAUUCUGUUCCUCUAUUCCAAAAUUUGGGAUUUCUUAUACUUUCUAUAAGUAGGUUGAUUUUUCGCCCCGCUCAUUGACUGGUUCAAUGUUUCCGACCAGAUCUAGCUGAAAAUCAAUAAGCACUUAAAAACUAUUACAUUUACCUAGAGUUAAAUGUGUUUUUCACUUACGUCUUUGCAUCAAAAUGAAAAUAAUAUUAAAAAUAGGUGGGAUUUAUGUAAAAAAAUAAAGUAAUAUUAGAGUAAUUUUAGCAGAAGUUGGAGUAAUUAUUGCUUUUCUGUUUUAAACUAAAACAGAGACAAUGUUUUACUUUUUUUGUGUAAAUACUCAGAUAUGAUAAUCUCAUGCUGGCCCAAGCCUAUAGAGUUUACUAUACUUAGUCUUACAUAAACUACAUUUUUCAAUGUAUAUAUUUUGCUAGAUUUAUAUGAUCUUUAUUGUUUUUCUACGGGUCAAACGGGUUUUGCAGCUCGACAAAUUUUACUCAUUAAAAAGUCUUUCUUCAUUUAUGUACAGGAUGCAUUUUCCCCUGCAGAACAAAAGCAGUGUUACUCACGUUACUAUCUGUGGCCAUAUUGUUAUGGCUCACAGGUGUGGCUACAUGUGAAACAUCAACAGCUACCUGCAGGAACUAAAGCGUAAAGGGAGGAACUGUGAUAAAAAUGAACACAUUUGAAGAAAACUGGCUAAAAUGUGGAUUUUAUUGGACAAAACUGGACUGUAAAUGAUCACUGAUGAGCAGCUGGAUGAACUGGACAUUUUAUUUUGUAUGAAGAAACUCUGUUGAACAUAUUGAGUAUUGUUUGUAUAUGUGUUUUAUUGUAAGGAAGUCAAAUGUAAAUAACUAAGAUUUUAUUAUUAAAAUUACAGCAUAUGGGAUUUUAAAAGCA
Messenger RNA from Poecilia latipinna (sailfin molly), 3962 nucleotides. RefSeq names its product nectin-4-like. Bases 320 to 2065 code for a protein of 581 amino acids. Gene Ontology annotation, biological process: heterophilic cell-cell adhesion; homophilic cell-cell adhesion. NCBI's taxonomy places the organism in Eukaryota, Metazoa, Chordata, Actinopteri, Cyprinodontiformes, Poeciliidae. Gene Ontology annotation, cellular component: adherens junction. The transcript has 12 exons. The record is from RefSeq and is a predicted model, not a curated record.